Messenger RNA from Saxophila tyrrhenica, 711 nucleotides. RefSeq lists its product as uncharacterized. Lineage: Eukaryota; Fungi; Ascomycota; Dothideomycetes; Mycosphaerellales; Extremaceae. The transcript is spliced from 3 exons. The record is from RefSeq and is a predicted model, not a curated record. The coding region runs from base 1 to 711 and encodes 236 amino acids.
AUGGCGCUGUCCGCCCGCGUUGCGCAUCUCCUCCGCAAGGCUGUUCGCAUCUCGGAGUAUCGCGAACUGUUGAUGUCGCAGCACCCGAGGGUAGCAGCCUCGAAAGCAGCCUCGAAAGCAGCCUCGAAAGCAUACGAAAUCCUCGCAGGAUUCCCCGAUCAGAGAAAGGCCUACAAGAUGUCACUGAUCUGGAGAGCUUGGCAGCAGUCAUCGCCCCUGCUCAAGCUCCCUGCCGAGAUUCGCAACACAAUCUACUCGUUGGUCCUCGUCGAACCGGAAGGUACAUUGGCGGUCACUUCAACUCUGAAACAUCUGGGCUUGUUGAACCAAAACCAAUUCCUCAUCACUAUCAUCGACUUCGGCGCUUCCUUGUGGGACAAGUGGUACAGACAUCAAAGGUGGUUGGAAGCAAAUCUACACGUGCCUCAGAACACCUUCGCCCUCUACGCCAUCUGCGACGGACUCGCGGGUUGGAAGAAUCUGAGGCUGUGGCGGUGGUACCGAUUUCACGACAAGUGCAAGUUUGAGCCAGGACAGAUGCCGACCUUCGUCCGAGCCCAUCUUUGGGACGAGGCGUGCACGGCGUUCUUUCGAACAGCGCACACGCUGCUCAACCAUUUCUUGGACAAGGAGUGGCGUGAGUUCGAGGCAUGGUGUAUCAGGUACGAGACAUUGCGCUUCUGUGCGAUGACCACUGGAAGUGACAAAUAA